GGGCGCGCGGCGGGCGGGGGCUGAGGCGCGGCCGCUGAGGGGACCCGUGAGGGGACGGAGAUGCCGCCCUGAGGUCCCGGAGUGGCGGCCGUUCUGCCUCGGUGUGGAGUCUCUCUCCUCGCCCCUUGUUUUCAAAGUAGUUUUACUUGAACAAAAUCCAGGAAAAUUCAGAGCGAACAAAAUGGUGGUCUAGUUAAGGGCAGAAAUACAGCAGGCAAAACAUGAACAUUUCUCAGCAUAACAAGAGCAGGACCAAAUCAGAGACUUGUCCCUCAGUGUUACCUCUGCUUUUGGUAAGCUGCUGGCACUACUGUUCUUGCAAUGUUGAGAUAAGGAGGGUUGUGAUGCCAUGGAGACACUGUGUUCCCAGCCCUCCCUGGUGACUGAAUCCCCUUUCAGCUCUUUAAGAAAAGAAAAUAUGCAUCAUUCUCAGUAUUUUUAGCAUCUUUUUAUUUGUUAAAUUCUUUUCCUGUAACGGUGUGUCUUAUUUCUCGAUAUGAUUUGUAGAAUUUAACUGAACUUGGAGGAUGAAGUCCAGCCUAAUGCAUUUGGUUCCUCCAGUGAGUAGAGAAAGAAUAAUCUCCCAGUUUCCCAAGUGGUACACCCCUGAGGCCUGUCUGCAGUUUAAAGAGCACUUCCACACACAGGUCAGGACUGCUUGUCAGCAGAGCACUGGAACAGCUGGGCUGAAAAUAUCCAAAGUGGUUGUGGUAGGAGACCUGCAUGUUGGGAAAACCAGUCUUAUCAACAGAUUUUGUAAAGAUCAUUUUGACCGAGACUACAAGGCGACCAUUGGAGUAGAUUUUGAGAUUGAACGUUUUGAGAUAAUUGGAAUGCCAUAUAACCUCCAGAUAUGGGACACAGCAGGUCAGGAGAAGUUCAAGUGCAUUGCAUCUGCUUACUACCGAGGAGCAGAGGUUAUAAUAACAGUGUUUGAUCUGGCUGAUAUCCAAACUUUGGAUCACACCAAACAGUGGCUAGAAGAUGCAUUGAGGGAGAAUGAGCCAGAUUCUAGCUUCAUCUUUCUGGUUGGAACAAAAAAAGAUUUGGUGUCAGAUGCUGUGUGUGAAAGGACAGAGCUGGAUGCCAUCCGUUUUGCCAAGGAGAUGCAGGCAGAAUACUGGUCGGUUUCAGCCAAAACAGGAGAAAAUGUCAAAGAAUUCUUUUCCCGAGUUGCUGCCUUGGCCUUUGAACAGUCCAUGAUAAAGGAGCUGGAGAGCACUCCUGGGCGCAGGGCCCAAAUUGGGACAGGAAAUCUCAUCAAGCUAGAGAAGGACAUUAUGGAAAUUCCAGAAGACAAUGCUCAAGUCAGCCUGAGUUGCUGCUAACUGUCAACUGUUUCUGCAAGUGCCACACUUCUCUGCAAGAAUGCUCUCAAACCAGAAAUAGAGAGCUUUAAUUUUAGAAAUGAGGGAGGAAAAACUUACCCAAACUUUCUUGCUGAGAGUUCCCUUGCUGCUGCAAGCUCCCUGUGCAGGGGGGUACAAUUGUUAUGUACACCUUUCUCUGUGUAGCUGAAACAUAGCAUCCUUGUCUUAAUGCAAGAAGACAUUGCCAGUGCCAUGGGCUCACCUGUCUGCCAAAAAGGCUUGUAGUCAAAAAUGAUCUCAUUUUACUGUGCCGUUUUUUGAUAAUUCUCUAGAAAUCUUAGCUAGUAAGGUGGCAUUCUCUCAUGGGAGCAGGAAACAAGUGGCAGUUCAGAAUGAAGGGUGGUAUCAAUACGGUUUUGCCUUUUAAAACCAUCAUGUAAAAUAGCUCUGAUUGCUUUCAUGCAUUCCAAGUAUUUUAAAACUAUUUGAAAAUAAAUCUUUUAAAGUAUCAGGCUUGGAAGUACACAAAUGCAGACUACAUAGUUUCCACUGUGGUUUCUCCAGUCAGGAAAAAUGUUUAUUACUUUUCAUUUUCCACUUGAGAAUCAGAGCCCAGUAUUAAAUAUUUCCAAGCCUAAAAGAAGUCCAGGUAGGAACUUGGUUGUUUUAACACAACUGUCUAAUAUUUUGAAAAAUGUUGCCAGAUAAGAAUGCUAUUCUUUUCCGUUCUCUUGAAUAAGAAAGAACGGUCACACAGGUGCAUAAAAUGGAAAACAUAUUAUUUCCCUCUAAUUUUUCCAAUAGCUCUCUGAACUCUAAUACUCUGUUGUAUCUAGCUUAGAAUUCCAUGUUUCUAGGAUUCACAUCCAACAUGUCAGGCUUGCUGGCAUAAAAAAAUAUAUAAUCCUCUAAAUUUCAUACUGCAAUUAUUUUAAAUGAAGAGAAGGAAAACCUGUGAACAGUUCCAAGGUACUGUUUCUUAGGAUAUUGAUUCAAUCAUUGCAGAAAAAACUGUAUCUUUAAAAAUAAUUAUAACAGGACUUAAAUUUGAGCUGCUGAGAAAUAAAGACAGUUGUUAAUAAUGAAAUGCAUCAAUCUGAAAAUAUUCUGGAUUCUCUGCCAUUUUUCCUGCUUCUAUCAGAAAGGGGAAAAAGUGGAGUAAAGAUAGCUUGAGCAUGCUUUUUAUUACAUUUUCCUUUUGAUGUAAGUUAGGGCAGCUUCCUAGAAUAUGAUGAAUAGAGAUCUAGGAACUCUGUGUCUUUUUUUUAAUCAGACAGUCUUCACUUUGGCAAUUGUGCUGCCUGUUGGCAAGGACACAAAUGUAGCAUUUGGUGGAAAAAAUGAAUCUGUGAGGGUACAAAAGGAGCUCUUUAUCCAAAUGUGUAAUAUUUUGACCUUAUGAUGUUCUAUGCAGUUGUUAAAUUCCAGAGUCUGUUUCACAAGGGAGGUGAAUUUACACUGUGCUCGUAGCACAGGCCUUGGCUGGGUGGCCAUGGCUUUGUGUUUCCUGAGCCUGAGUGAGUGUGGAGAGUGAGUGUGGAGAUGGUUCACUCUGCUGCAGCAGAUCAGGAUAGCUGGGCUUCAGUGCUGACAUGAGACAGUGUUUGCACUGCAAAAUGACUUGGGAAUAAAUCUAAGAAAAAAUCCA
Vidua chalybeata is the source of this 2958-nucleotide messenger RNA. RefSeq names its product RAB36, member RAS oncogene family (gene RAB36). Lineage: Eukaryota; Metazoa; Chordata; Aves; Passeriformes; Viduidae. Gene Ontology annotation, molecular function: GTP binding; GTPase activity. The record is from RefSeq and is a predicted model, not a curated record. The transcript has 13 exons. Bases 528 to 1328 code for a protein of 266 amino acids.